Miscanthus lutarioriparius is the source of this 216-nucleotide messenger RNA. The record is from the annotation of a GenBank genome assembly. NCBI's taxonomy places the organism in Eukaryota, Viridiplantae, Streptophyta, Magnoliopsida, Poales, Poaceae.
AUGGGGCGGCGCAAGUGUCCCGGAGAGGCCUUGGCGCUGCGGACUCUGGGGCUGGUCCUGGGGACAUUGAUCCAAUGCUUCGACUGGGGCACGGUUGGAGGCGCCCUCAAAGUUGACAUGACCGAAGGGUCCGGGCUCACUCUCCCGAGGGCCGUUCCGCUCGAGGCCAUGUGCAAACCGCGCCAAGUCAUGCUUGAUGUCCUUCAGAAGCUGUGA